Molecule: messenger RNA, 796 nt
Organism: Anthonomus grandis grandis
Lineage: Eukaryota; Metazoa; Arthropoda; Insecta; Coleoptera; Curculionidae
Gene: wrm2
Exons: 1
Coding region: 1-165 (54 amino acids)
Source: RefSeq, a predicted model, not a curated record
AUGUUUCACGUUUAUUGGCCAAUGUUGGCAUUUGUCACCCUUAUUUUUGUCGUGGGUGCCAUUAUGGGGAUAUUUAAAUGGGGCCCAAAGUUGUGCAAGCUCAGGCAUACCACUUUACCUGAGAGCGAAAAUUGGAGGAUUAAAACUUAUGAACAAUCCAUAUAAGAUUGGCCCUUGGACUGGUUUGAAAUUAGAGAUUUUACUAACAAAUAGUUUAGGUUACAUAUAGGUUAUAAAUUUGAUUGAAAUUACCAGGGGUAAACUCUACUUAACUGUUCGGUUAACGUUUAUAUAGAAAACCUUUAGUUUAGCACCUAAUUCAUUUAGGAAUUAAGAUAAUAUAGGUAAGAACAAAUCACCCAAGGGAGAAACAAGUUUUUCUUCAUUAAACAUUUUUCUUCUUUGCUAUUUCUAAUCUACUCAGCCUUUACUCUCCACAUCCUCGAUUAUUAUUAAUUAAAAUUUUUUUAGAAAUAUGUUUUUUUUUUCAUAGAAGAAACUCCGUUCACCACUUAAUUCAGCUAUUUUAAAAUCCGUCCAUUUACUAAGAGAAAAAUUGUUUUUUGCUUUUAUACAUGUUUAAGAUGCUUGUAUUAAACUUGUUUUGUGCCUUCAAUAGAAAACAUGUACAAUUAUACAAGUUUUAUAUACAACUUACAAUGUGGCCUUAUUAUUAGAAUCUCCCAAUUAUAUUCUACUUCUAUUGUAGGUUUUUUUUUGAUUAACAUAAGUAUUUUUAAUUUUAUAUCCGUCCAUUUUUAUAUACUUUUUAUGAAAUAAAUUAAUAUACAACCAA